This is a messenger RNA of Penicillium alfredii, 1797 nucleotides long. Its product is annotated as fungal specific transcription factor domain-containing protein. Lineage: Eukaryota; Fungi; Ascomycota; Eurotiomycetes; Eurotiales; Aspergillaceae. Gene Ontology annotation, biological process: regulation of DNA-templated transcription. Gene Ontology annotation, cellular component: nucleus. Gene Ontology annotation, molecular function: transcription cis-regulatory region binding; DNA-binding transcription factor activity, RNA polymerase II-specific. The record is from RefSeq and is a predicted model, not a curated record. The transcript is spliced from 5 exons. The coding region runs from base 1 to 1797 and encodes 598 amino acids.
AUGCCACCCGUAUCCAAGACUUGCCAGAGUUGCGCAGAAUCUAAAGUGCGAUGUAUCCGAGGUCCGGAGAACCCGCAUGUUUGCAAUCGGUAUGAUUCGUGGUCCCUUGGAGUGAGCCUCGUGGUUAAUGAUCCUGCGCAGCUGUCUCCGUCUCGGUCGGGAAUGUGUGUAUCGCCAAACAGGUCGACGCUUCAAUGGUUUUCAAAAAGAUCGGUGAGGAUCGAGGCGCUCGAGUCUAAGAUCCAAGAACUCAUGGCCGAACGCUCGGCUCCUGCGAUAGACUCAGAUGCCUCUGCGAGCACCCGCAGUCCAUCUGCGUCCGAGGCCAAUGCGGCAGACGACGAUAUCAUCGGUCGAGGACUUUUGAACUUGGAGGCUGCCGAAACUUAUCUGCUCACAUUCAAACACCACAUGACCCCGUUUUUCCCCUUUGUGGUGAUCCCCCCGCAGGUCUCUGCGGACCAGCUCCGACAUGAGAAGCCCUUUUUGUUCCUCGCAGUCAUGGCGUCGGCAUCGUACACGAACAUGCCUCUGCAGCGGUCGCUAGGGGCUGAAGUUAGAAAGGCCGUGUCUUCUCGUAUGCUACUCAAUAGCGAGGUGUCUUUCGACUUGCUGCAAGGGCUACUAGUCUUUCUGGCAUGGUCGCAUUACCACACCCGACCACACCGUUACACCCAGUUCCUCCAAUUGGCUGUGAGUCUGGUUAUUGAGCUGCGCUUAGACCGACCGCCACAGACAAAGACCUGGAAGACCAAGCUACGAUUCGAUCCCAAGCACGAUCUUCAACAGAACACGUAUGACCGGCCAUCCUGGGGAAGCGACGAGCAAAGGGCCGUCAUUGGCUGCUACUAUCUAUCAUCGACCAUUUCCGUUCUUGUGCAGAAACUUUCUACGUUCCCCUACUUCCCAUAUCUCGACGAGUGCUGCAAGUCUCUUCACGAUGUGGGCGAGUAUCCGUGCGACAAAUACAUCAAAUACAUCGUCCAACUACAGCUCAUUGCAGACAAGGUUGAUCGUCUAUCAGUCAAACAUGAGGCAGAGCUGCAGAGCCCUGGGUCGGGCUCAGAGCUUUAUAUUACAAAUUUAAAGUCAGAAUUGGAGACAUUCCAAAAGCAGCUGCCCUUCAAUAUGCAGGAUAUUCCUAUGCUCGCUAUUCAUUUCAACGCCACUGGGAUUUGCUUAUACCAGCUCGCCCUUACGAUGGCUCGCCAGCAACCCGAAUCUCCUUUUACCAUGUCUCAGAUCUGGCGCGACGAGAUGUUCUUUGCUGGACAGUUUGCCGCAAACACCUUGCUGGAUUUACAUCUGGCCCUCCCCGCCAACUCAGACUUUGCGUUUAACAACACACAAUGGGUGCAGCUGGGGUUCGCCAUGCUCGUUGCCUAUCAACACGUAGUCAGUGUGUCGACAAUAUCGCAUACGACAUCCUUCCUCCAUACCCUGUCCCGACUGCAACAGCGCGUGGGGUCCAUGUCGACGGCGGAGGUGGAUGACAACGGGGACCGAGAUGUUUUUUUCGACUUUCAGAGGCGUAUUUCUCAGAUUCAGAGUAGGUUGGAUGGGCAUGGCAGGCCAGAGCCCAGCGUUGCCAACCACAUGGUCAUGGAGGAACUCAGAUACGCCCCCCAGGCGUCGGCUAUGUCUGGCAUGACAUAUACAGAACAGUAUCCGGCGGCCACGAACGAGCAGAUGCUGCCAUACCAGGACAUGCUUCCGGUCAUGGGCGACAGUUAUAAUGUAUCGCCAGAUUAUUACCUCGCAACUUCCAUAGAGCAAAUGGUGGCAGGGUGGACGUGA